AUGGAACAUAAAUUAUUAAAGGUUUCUUUCCCCGUCUUGGAGGAAUUGAAAAUUCAGAAAUUGCCUAACAUAAUAGAGAUAUGGGACAAGCAAUUACUCAUAGCCUCAGAAGAAGAAUCAAAGUCCUUCUGCCAACUGAAAGAUAUGACGGUUUCUAAUUGUAAGAAAUUGGUACAUGUGUUCCAGUUCAAUAUGCUCUCACGACUGCAAAAUCUGGAAACAUUCAACGUAGAUGAUUGUCCAAAGAUGGAAGCGAUAGUCUCAGAGAAAGGGAAAGAAGGAACCACCAGUAAUGAUAUCAUCGUGUUCUCUCAAUUAACAACUCUAAAACUAUCUGAGUUGGUGAGCCUUAAAAGUUUCUACAACUGGCCUACAAGAUUUGAAGUACAACCAUUGUUCAACAACAAGGUUGCUUUCCCCGUCUUGGAGGAUUUGGAAAUUGAGGAAUUGCCUAACAUAAUAGAGAUAUGGGACAAGCAAUUAGUCAUAGCCUCAGAAGAAGAAUCAAAGUCCUUCUGCCAACUGAAAAAUAUGAGGGUUUCUAAUUGUGGGAAAUUGGUACAUGUGGUCCUGUUCAAUAUGCUCUCACGACUGCAAAAUCUGGAAACAUUCAACGUAGAUGCUUGUCCAAAGAUGGAAGCAAUAGUCUCGAAGAAAGGAAAAGAAGAAGGAUCCACUAGUGAUGAUAACAUCGUGUUCUCUCAAUUAACAACUCUUCAUCUUUCUAAGUUGGUGAGACUUAAAAGCUUCUACAACUGGCCUACAAGAUCUAAGGCACAACCCUUGUUCAACCACCAGGUUGCUUUCCCCGUCUUGAAGGAUUUGAAAAUUCAGGGAUUGCCUAACAUAAUAGAGAUAUGGGACAAGCAAUUACUCAUAGUCUCAGAAGAAGAAUCGAAGUCCUUCUGCCAACUGAAAGAUAUGACGGUUUCUAAUUGUAAGAAAUUGGUACACGUGGUCCAGUUCAAUAUGCUCUCACGACUGCAAAAUCUGGAAACAUUCAACGUAGAUGAUUGUCCAAAGAUGGAAGCGAUAGUCUCGGAGAAAGGAAAAGAAGGAACCACCAGUAAUGAUCUCAUCGUGCUCUCUCAAUUAACAACUCUUCAUCUAUCUGAGUUGGUAAGCCUUAAAAGUUUCUACAACUGGCCUACAAGAUCUGAAGUACAACCGUUGUUCAACCACAAGGUUUGA
Camellia sinensis is the source of this 1191-nucleotide messenger RNA. Lineage: Eukaryota; Viridiplantae; Streptophyta; Magnoliopsida; Ericales; Theaceae. The record is from RefSeq and is a predicted model, not a curated record.